ACACUUUUUGCACAUCCCUAAGCCCAAUAGACUGCAUUUUAAUUUUCAUUUAUUUUCGCACACAAAAUGGCUAGCACUGCCGGAACGAGUGGGUCGGGUGGCUUAAGCGGCGGCGGCGGCGGCGGUGGAAACCCCGAGGAGGCGCGUCGCAUCUGGGUUGGGAAUCUGGACUCACGGAUCACCGAUUCAAUUUGCAUUGCCCCCUAUCGGUUUCAACUCCUCAAACUGAUGCAAAAAUGCGGCGCCAUCGAGAAGUUCGACAUGCUGUUCCACAAGGGCGGUCCCAUGGUGGGACAAUCCAGGGGCUACGCCUUCGUCACCUUUGCGCAGAACGAGGGAGCCACCAAUGCGCUACUGAAACUGGACGGAACCAGCGUGGGAAAUCGCUCGAUAGCCGUGCGUUUGGCCAAGAACAUUAAAUAUGAUGAAACGCAGAAGCCAAAGCCGCGCCUGGAUAUACCGGCCUUGGGCACAGGUAAACGCGAGGAGAAGGUCAGCAAAACGGAGGCCAUUCGGGCCAUUGAGGCCAAGCUGAAAAUGUUGGAGCGCCAGACAGACGACAAUCUCGAGCUGAAUACAGCGGGCAGGGGCGAGGCCAACGUGCCCUUCAUCCAGCGCUAUCAGUUUAACAAGGAUCGCGACGGUUCGCAGCGCUACGGAAAGUCAUCGGCUCCAUAUCAUCACCAGCAGCGUCCCAAGCGCCACUAGGCUCAAUCGACCCACACUCGACUUUGCCACCGUCUCACGCAUUAGUCUGUAAAAAUCAUUAGUACUUAGGGCGCUACCUCAGCAGACGAGCCUUGCAGGUGUAAUUUACAAUUAAUUUAUUAAAAAAAAAGGUACAAUCAG
Drosophila melanogaster (fruit fly) is the source of this 849-nucleotide messenger RNA. RefSeq lists its product as uncharacterized. The record is from RefSeq and is marked reviewed. Lineage: Eukaryota; Metazoa; Arthropoda; Insecta; Diptera; Drosophilidae. Gene Ontology annotation, molecular function: RNA binding; nucleic acid binding. The transcript has 5 exons. The coding region runs from base 67 to 708 and encodes 213 amino acids.